Molecule: messenger RNA, 1355 nt
Organism: Vidua chalybeata
Lineage: Eukaryota; Metazoa; Chordata; Aves; Passeriformes; Viduidae
Gene: B4GALT7
Product: beta-1,4-galactosyltransferase 7
Exons: 6
Coding region: 43-1014 (323 amino acids)
Biological process (GO): carbohydrate metabolic process; proteoglycan biosynthetic process
Molecular function (GO): xylosylprotein 4-beta-galactosyltransferase activity
Source: RefSeq, a predicted model, not a curated record
CGCAGCCAGCGUGUCCCGGGGCCGGGGGGCCGGGCGGGCGCCAUGGGCCCGGCCCGCCGCAGGGACGCGCUCCGGCUGCGCGGCGGAGGGUCGCCGCCGCUCCUGCGGCUCUUCCCCGGCCGCCUCUCCGCCUUCCCGCUGUUCCUGCUGGCGCUGCUGCUGGGCUUCGCUUCGCUGCUCUGGCUCCAGCUCAGCUGCUCGGGCGAGGGGCCGGCGCCGGGCGGGCAGCACCGGGGGGUUCCCCGGCAGCCCUGCCCGCCCCCCGCGCCGCCGCAGCCGCCCCAGGAGGAGCCGUCGUGGGGGCCGCACCGGCUGGCGCUGCUGGUGCCCUUCCGAGAGCGCUUCGAGGAGCUGCUGGCCUUCGUGCCCUACAUGCACCGCUUCCUCAGCAAGAAGAGGAUCCGCCACCACAUCUUCAUCCUCAACCAAGUGGAUCAUUUCAGGUUUAACAGGGCAUCCCUGAUCAACGUGGGCUUCCUGGAGAGCGGCAACGACACCGACUACAUCGCCAUGCACGACGUGGAUCUCCUGCCCCUCAACGAGCACCUGGACUACAGCUUCCCAGAGGCAGGGCCCUUCCACGUGGCAUCCCCUGAGCUGCACCCGCUCUACCACUACAAGACCUACGUGGGCGGCAUCCUGCUGCUCACCAAGCAGCACUAUGAGUUGUGCAAUGGCAUGUCCAACCGCUUCUGGGGCUGGGGACGGGAGGACGAUGAGUUUUAUCGACGUAUCAAAGGAGCUGGUCUCCAGGUUCGUCGUCCCUCUGGAAUCACAACUGGAUACGAGACUUUCCAGCACCUGCACGACCCAGCCUGGAGGAAGAGGGACCAGAAGCGCAUCGCUGCGCAGAAGCAGGAGCAGUUCAAGGUGGAUCGGGAGGGAGGCCUGAACAACGUGAGGUACCGAAUCGAGUCACGGACAGAUCUGAGCGUGGCAGGAGCCCCUUGCACCGUCCUCAAUAUCUUGCUGGACUGUGACACAAACGAGACCCCCUGGUGCACGUUUGGCUGAGCCCAUCCCCACGUGCCAGGCGUGUGCUCUGUGCUGGUGCCAAGGCUCCCUGGCUGCCGUGCAGCUGCCUGGAGCAGGCAGGGAUUUGCAGCGGAUGAGCAGUGCUGGCGAGACACAGAGGAGCAGAAGAGGCUGAGAACUGGACUUUGCUGGGAGCAACAGAAGAGGCUUAGAGUGGGACUCUCUGGUGUCGCUGCAGGCGCUGGUGCUGCCUCCCAGGGCAGGUGCAGGAGGUGGCUUUCCUGUGCUGGACAUGGCUGAGCUGCCACGCAGCUCAGAGGACAAUAAAGAACUGUCAGGGCACCUGUGAGUUGUGAAUGCCCUGAGCUGUGCUGGCACUA